AUGGGUGUCAGCGAUUUACAAACUUUUUUGGAGAGCUCCAAUUUAGAAGGUGGAGCGGUAUCUGUAGAUCUCUUAAAAAUAGCUAGGAGUGUAACCCAAAGACAACAACCACAUAAUACUAAUCGAAAAAUUAGGCCAAUUGGUAAUAAACUAAAGCUUAUCGUUGAUGCUGAAAACUGUCUAGAUCGACUGUAUGGAGGAUUUUUCUCAGGUAAUAAUGUUAUCUAA
Diabrotica balteata is the source of this 228-nucleotide messenger RNA. The record is from the annotation of a GenBank genome assembly. NCBI's taxonomy places the organism in Eukaryota, Metazoa, Arthropoda, Insecta, Coleoptera, Chrysomelidae.